Molecule: messenger RNA, 1574 nt
Organism: Microbotryum saponariae
Lineage: Eukaryota; Fungi; Basidiomycota; Microbotryomycetes; Microbotryales; Microbotryaceae
Source: the annotation of a GenBank genome assembly
AUGUAUCUCACCUCAGACGUCGAGGGGAGGGUCGAAGCUCCCCCACCUCAGAUCCCCACCUACCUCGCUCCCAGCGCUGACACCUUCACUCUCCCCCUCCCCGUCCACCAUUCCCCAGCCCACCGUACCAAGCGACCUUGGCAAGGUGCAGUUGAACCACCCCAACUCGACUCUCGUCCAGCCUACGACCCCAAGUGUUACCUUUGCCCCGGCAACGAGCGAGCGGGUGGAGUCAGGACGGAGAAGUACGAGGGAACUUUUAUCUUCGAGGUGCGUUCAACGCUCGGGAAACUUAGGUUCCUACAACGUUCCUGACUCGGAUAAUGUUCCCCCACUUUACAUGCACUAGAACGACUUCGCUGCCCUUGUAGAAGACUUGGUCCUCCCGCCCCCGCCGAUCCCGGAAGCCGACGAAAGUGUCAAUUCCCUCUUUCGCCAAGAAUCCGCAAGAGGCAAAUGCCACGUCAUAUGUUUCUCACCUCGUCACGACUUGACCGUCGCGGAGAUGAAAGAUCAAGAGAUCGAAGGCGUCAUCGGGGCUUGGUAUGUCGAUCCCUCCACUUGUCACUUUUUUCAAAAGUUGACCCCGAGCCUAAUCCUUCGGGGAUACGAAUGUUCGUACAGGACCAAGUUGUACAAAGAUGUUUCAAAAGAAUACCCUUGGAUCAAGUACAUCCAGAUGUGAGUUACGAACGUGCCCUCCCGUGAUGAGUGGCGCACCAGCUCAUGGGUGGGUUGAUCCUCGUGCCCAUAGCUUUGAGAACAAGGGCUCGAUGAUGGGCUGCUCGAACCCCCAUCCGCAUGGACAGGUAAGAUUCCUACACCACGUCCGAAAAGCUGCGAAAACUCUAACCUCGUUUUUUCCUGUCCGUAGUCCUGGUCCCUCUCCUACAUCCCCACAAUACCUUCCCAAAUCCUCGAAUCCCAACUCGCCUUUGCCUCCUCCACGAAACCCUCCAACUCCCUCGCCCCUCUCUCGCAAAAUGGUUCUCCAAAUCUCCUCCUCACCUACGUGACUCAAGAACUUGCUUUCUACGCUGAGAACCCGGAAGAAAGUCGUGUGAUUUUCAAAGGCGAAGAUUUCGUUGCGUUGGUACCGUUUUGGGCAGGGUGGCCAUUCGAGGCGAUGAUUCUGCCUUACAAGUGAGCCGUCUCCCCACUAAAAAUUCCUGCGCUUGACGUUCAUCCGAAGAAGACUGACGAACGACCCAUCUUUCCGUUCAAACAGACGUCAAAUCGCUUCCCUCUCCCAUCUCACCCCCUCCGAAAUUUCCGACCUCGCUACCUCGAUCGGCCACCUCACGCGCCGCUUCGACAACCUCUUCUCCACUUCCUUCGCCUACUCCAUGGGCGUCUACCAAACCCCAACUGACAACUCGACGAAUUCGUCCGCCUACCUAUCCACGACCCAACUGCACCUCCUCUUCCUACCCCCCCUAUUAAGGUCCGCAAGUGUGCGCAAGUUUUUGGUCGGCUUCGAAUUGAUGGCCGAGACUCAACGGGAUAUCACGCCUGAACAAGCGGCGGCGAGGUUGAGGGGUGUGGAAGGGGGAACGCAUUACAAGUCGAUGUGA